AUGACUACGGCGGCUGAUACGGUGUAUGGAGGAAGACCCCCCGUGACGGCUGCGCUCCGGCAAGCCUCCGCCGUUGGAAUGAACGUUGCUAGGGUUUGGGGUUUCAACGAAGGAGAGUACCUUCCUCUUCAAAUCUCUCCUGGCUCCUAUAGUGAAGACGUUUUCAAGGGACUAGACUUUGUGGUUUAUGAAGCUGGAAGAUUUAAAAUUAAAUUGAUAAUUAGUUUAGUCAAUAAUUACGAAGAUUAUGGAGGGAGACAAAAGUACGUAGAAUGGGCCGGUUUAAAUGAACCGGAUGAGUUCUACACAAACUCAGCUGUCAAACAAUUCUACAAGAACCACGUGAAGACCGUGUUGACUCGGAAAAACACAAUCACUGGUCGAAGUUACAAAGACGACCCAACCAUCUUUUCAUGGGAACUUAUCAAUGAACCUCGUUGCUACGCAUCUAAUGGUUCUACUAUUCUACAGAACUGGGUGAAGGAAAUGGCUACUUAUGUUAAGUCUAUAGACUCGGACCAUUUACUUGAAAUAGGACUUGAAGGGUUCUAUGGAGAGUCUAACCCCGAAAGAACCGUUUACAACCCCGGCGGUGCUGUCUCAACCGGUACAGAUUUCAUAUCAAAUAACCAAAUUCCGGAGAUCGAUUUCGCCACUAUCCAUAUCUAUCCAGAUAUUUGGGUACCGUUACAGAGCUCAAGAACAGGAGAACAAGAUACAUUUGUGGACAGAUGGAUCGGCGCGCACAUCGAAGACUGCGACAAUAUCAUCAAGAAGCCUUUACUGAUAGCAGAGUUUGGGAAAUCUUCAAAGGUACCUGGUUUCAGCUUAGAGAAACGGAACAAGUUUUUCAAGAAAGUCUAUGAUGUGAUCUACAGCAGUGCAAGAACCGGUGGUUCGUGUACUGGUGGAGUUUUCUGGCAACUUACAACCAAUAGAACAGGUCUGCUAGGUGAUGGGUACGAGGUUUUUAUGCACGAAGGUCCGAAUACUACUGCUCGGCUUAUCGCCGAACAAUCUAGUAAACUGAGAAAUCUCAAGUAUGGACCAUUAGUCACACAUAGUGCAGAAUGA
Molecule: messenger RNA, 1074 nt
Organism: Arabis nemorensis
Lineage: Eukaryota; Viridiplantae; Streptophyta; Magnoliopsida; Brassicales; Brassicaceae
Source: the annotation of a GenBank genome assembly